This is a messenger RNA of Aspergillus novofumigatus IBT 16806, 1749 nucleotides long. RefSeq names its product C-3 sterol dehydrogenase/C-4 decarboxylase. Lineage: Eukaryota; Fungi; Ascomycota; Eurotiomycetes; Eurotiales; Aspergillaceae. The transcript has 2 exons. Gene Ontology annotation, biological process: steroid biosynthetic process. Gene Ontology annotation, molecular function: 3-beta-hydroxy-Delta5-steroid dehydrogenase (NAD+) activity. The record is from RefSeq and is a predicted model, not a curated record. Bases 167 to 1405 code for a protein of 412 amino acids.
UGGCUAACUAAAUGAUGCCAACACCCCUAUUUAAGUUCAAUCACCGAACAAAAGUAGGAAAAAACAGACCGUGUUCUCGACCUCACUUUUUCCAAACCCGGAUUUACCCCGUCUCGUUCUUCGGUGACAUAAGAAAGAAUAUCCUUCGAUCGAUUGACUGCCCCUGAUGCCUCAGAAGCGGCCUACUUUGGAGCUGGGCUCUGUUCUGGUGGUCGGAGGAUGCGGGUUUCUGGGCUGGCACAUUGUCGAUCAAUUGCUCAAUUUCCCUUCGGAGACUGAUGCCAGCGUUGCCCUCCCGAAACCAGAAGGGGACUCUCGAUUCGAUAAUCCUCGGUUGGCCGAUCGGUACCCUAGGUGCGUAGCGAAGGUCUCCGUUCUCGACCUGCGAACAGCCAACAAUCGCCUGCCCGGUGCACAGUACUACGACGGCGACAUCACGUCCGAAGAAUCCCUGCUGGCUAUUUUCCGCGAGGUCAAGCCGGAUGUCGUCAUUCAUACCGCGACGGCGAACGUGUUGGAAGGAAACAAGGAGCUGCUGCGCAAGGUCAAUGUCGAUGGAACCAAGACGUUACUGGAGGUCGCGGGCGGUGACCGUGGUGACUGGGGUGGGAAAUGCAAAGCCUUUGUGUAUACGAGCUCGGCCUCCGUCCUGCACGACACACAGAGUGAUCUGAAAAAUGUGAACGAGGAUUGGCCGCUUAUUCGGGGCAAGUUGCAGCUGGAGUACUACUCCGAUACCAAGGCCGAAGCCGAAGAAAUAGUCUUAAAGUACAAUCGUGCUUCUCCCUCAUCGAUGGUGACAUGUGCUCUGCGCCCCGCAGGUAUAUACGGCGAGAAGGACACCACAUUUACCUUCAAGGUUCUUGAGCACGCGGCCAAAGCGUCCCCGACCGUUUUGCGCAUGCAGCUCGGUGAUAACAACAACUUGUUCGACUUCACAUACGUUGGCAAUGUCGCCUACUCUCAUCUGCUUGCCGCAUACCGUCUUCUUGCCACGCAGACGCGCUACGAGUCCGGACAAGGCGGUCCCCUGGACCAUGAGAAAGUAGACGGUGAAGCCUUCAACAUCACAAAUGACUCCCCCGUGUACUUCUGGGACAUUACUCGCGCUGCAUGGGCGCUGGCUGGGAAGGUUGUGGAGCCUGAUCAGGUGUGGCAGCUUUCUGAGGAUCUUCUGGGGCCCGUUGGCGCCGUCUUGGAGACGGUAUUUGGAUUUAUUGGCAAGACUCCCCGUUUGACAAGGCGCAUUGUCCGGUACUCAUGCAUGACUCGCUACUACUCCUGCGAAAAGGCCAAGUACCGACUCGGGUACAGUCCAAUCGUCUCGGUCCCUGAGGGACUCUCCCGUGCAGUCGGAUAUGUGCUGGCACGCGAACGACUCGAGUCCGAAAAGAAGGGGCUGUGAAGCGUUGACUGGAAGAUUUUAGGGUCGAUAUGGCGUAUAUGUAUUGUAAUAUAUGAUAUGACUAUUUCUUGUGACAUUCCCCUUGGCUUUGUCCUGUUCAUAGUUCUUCAUGGAAAGCCACACUUGCUGAUACUAUUCAUGACAGGCAUUGUGAAGAAAUUCUCAUAAUACCAAAGGCGAAGCCAGAGCAGGACAUACAUCUUUAUUCACCCUAAUCAAGCCAGAUAUUGUAGGUCAAAGUUGAUCGCAUAUGGGCUGAACCAGCUUUCCUGCCAUGCCAGUGCAACACACCAACAUAGUGUCACCACAGCUUCCUGAGUAAUACCCGGAGCAACUUGUCCUGC